AUGACCAAUGCGGAUGGCUUUGUUGUACCUAAACCGGAAGCACAAUGGAAUGAAGAAGAUGAGAAAAAGUACAGCUACGAUUAUAAAGCUAGAAAUAUGCUCAUUGCCGCUUUAGGUGUUGAUGAGGAUUGGCUACCAAAAGUCACAGCGAUCAAGGAAGCCAAUGACUUAAGAACACUGGACAUGAUGACAUUGUUCGGUAAGCUUCAAGAGCAUGAGCAAGAGCUCAUGAAUAUUGAAAAACAUGAGAAGAAUCAAAAGAAGGAGAAAGACAAGAACAUCAAAAGGAAGUCUAUUGCGUUAAAGGCUUCAACAUAUAAGUCAUCCACCAAUGAUGUGUGUGAAAGUGAGUCAAGUGAUGAUGACAAAGAUUCGAAUGAAGACAUGGGGUUGUUCGUUAGGAGUACUCUACACAACGAGGCCAAGGAAGCUUUUAAACGCUUGACCUCUAAUAAGAAAAUUUUCAACCAUUUAGAAAAGAAGAUUUCUGAUUCCAAAAAGGAAUUAGAAACCCUUAAGAAAUCUAUGGUAGAGGCUACUAAAGGCAAAAAGGAAGACGAUAAGGGAUUUUGGUUUAGAUGGGGUGGAUAUAUUGAGGAUGGUGAUGAUGAUGAUGAUGAUGAAGAUGAAGAAUUUGAAGAAGAGAAAGAAAAUAACGAAGUCCACUCUCAACCAAUGGAGCAUGACCAUCAAGUCACUGACCAUGGUGAUUGGCUUGGUCCUAUUCCCGGACAACAUCUGUCCAAUAAUCAAGGAUGGGGUGAAUGGCAACACAUAGGAUGGACCAACAAUCGUUCAUCCUAUAUGCCCACACCCUCUUCUCCAUCCGAAAACUCUGAAGUAAUGGAAAUGUUAAGAACCAUGCAAAUCCAGCAGCAAAACUUCGCUACACUUCAAGACGAGAGGUUCGCAGCCUUGCAGGAACAAAGUCAGAGUCAAGGUGACAAUUUUGCAUCCUUUGCCUCCAUCCAAGAGGAACGUUAUGUGGAACUAAGGAGCCAAAUCUAA
This is a messenger RNA of Lathyrus oleraceus (garden pea), 1008 nucleotides long. RefSeq lists its product as uncharacterized. The transcript is spliced from 4 exons. The record is from RefSeq and is a predicted model, not a curated record. Bases 1 to 1008 code for a protein of 335 amino acids. Lineage: Eukaryota; Viridiplantae; Streptophyta; Magnoliopsida; Fabales; Fabaceae.